GCUGGAUACGUAUCUCCUGUGAAAACAACUGUUAGAACUUACAAGACAAGUCGCAUCGCAUUUAGAUUUUUCUUUGAGAAAGAAGAAGUCAUCUUUAGCUUGCUUCCAUGCCUUCUAUAAUCAAUCCUCUCCAAUUCCUCUUCUUGCUAUCGAUCUCUUUGAUCCUCCAUAAAUCUGGCUCGUACCCAGGUACUUCUAGUUCCAUAAUUGACCCCGCCAAAGUCAAACAAGUAUCAUGGAAGCCAAGGGCAUUUGUUUACCAUGGUUUUCUUACGGACUUGGAAUGCGAUCACUUGAUCUCGCUGGCAAAGUCGGAGCUGAAGAGGUCAGCAGUAGCUGAUAAUGUUAGUGGAAAGAGUAAGGUCGCCGAAGUUCGAACCAGCUCUGGAAUGUUUAUCCCUAAAGGAAAGGAUCCCAUUGUUGCAGGUAUAGAAGACAAAAUUGCAACAUGGACAUUUCUUCCAAAAGAAAAUGGGGAAGACAUUCAAGUCUUGAGAUAUGAGUAUGGGCAGAAAUACGAUCCCCACUAUGAUUACUUUGUUGACAGGGUCAACAUUGCCCGUGGUGGACACCGAUUGGCAACUGUGCUCAUGUAUCUUUCCAAUGUGGAAAAAGGCGGAGAAACUGUGUUCCCCUCUGCAGAGGAUGCUCCACGGCGUAAAGCUAAUGAAGGUGAUGAAGAUCUGUCCGAAUGUGCAAAGAAAGGAAUUGCAGUGAAACCACGAAGAGGUGAUGCCCUACUCUUUUUUAGUCUCCUCCCAAAUGCUGUUCCAGACCAAAGCAGUCUUCAUGCUGGAUGCCCAGUGAUUGAAGGCGAGAAAUGGUCUGCCACAAAGUGGAUUCAUGUGGACUCAUUUAGCAAGAACUUGGAGGCUGAUGGGAACUGCACAGAUCUUAAUGAGAGUUGUGAGAGGUGGGCUGCUCUCGGGGAAUGCACAAAAAACCCGGAGUACAUGGUAGGAUCUGCAGAGCUCCCUGGAUAUUGUCGGAGGAGUUGCAAGGUAUGUUAGCAUAUUGUUAUAUGCUUUCGCUGGGAGAAAUUUUAUAGGUUUACACUGCAUUGAAGUUAUUAAUCCUUUUGGUGAAUUGUGUUUAUUUUUGUUUUGUUUAUCAAAUAACAAUCUUUCAAACAUUACAGAUUUGUGCUUUGUAUUUUAGUCCAGUUAUAAUUUUUUUUUUCCAUGAAAAAAAAAAAUUCUACUAA
Messenger RNA from Jatropha curcas, 1204 nucleotides. RefSeq names its product 2-oxoglutarate (2OG) and Fe(II)-dependent oxygenase superfamily protein. The record is from RefSeq and is a predicted model, not a curated record. Gene Ontology annotation, biological process: peptidyl-proline hydroxylation to 4-hydroxy-L-proline. Gene Ontology annotation, cellular component: endoplasmic reticulum. Gene Ontology annotation, molecular function: L-ascorbic acid binding; iron ion binding; procollagen-proline 4-dioxygenase activity. Lineage: Eukaryota; Viridiplantae; Streptophyta; Magnoliopsida; Malpighiales; Euphorbiaceae.